Molecule: messenger RNA, 714 nt
Organism: Schistocerca piceifrons (Central American locust)
Lineage: Eukaryota; Metazoa; Arthropoda; Insecta; Orthoptera; Acrididae
Product: SCAN domain-containing protein 3-like
Exons: 2
Coding region: 1-714 (237 amino acids)
Source: RefSeq, a predicted model, not a curated record
AUGCUAGGAAGAUUAUCUGAACUUCGAGACGAAGUGAUGCAGUUUUUGGGAAAUAACAAACAAACUGAAUUGUAUGUGGAAUUGAGAAAGCCCAUAGUUCAUGUUGCAUUGGCUUAUCUGUCAGAUAUUUUCGAAUCUUUAAACACAUUGAACUUGAAAUUAAAGGGUGGAGAGUCAAACAUAAUUUUUCAUCGGGGAGCCAUCAAAGUGUUUACUGAUAUGUUGCAACUAUGGAAACGUAAAAUUUUACCCUGCAGUAAUUCCUGCUUUCCCAGAUUGUUUGGAAUCCUGGAAGAAGCCCGAUUUCAAAACGAUUUUAAGGAUACCGAUACUAAGAGUAAUAUAUCGAACCAUUUGCAGCACCUCAUUGAUGAAUUCGAACGAUACUUCCCUAACAGUUGUGAUGAUAAAAUUUAUUAUAGGUUAGCGACGGAUCCAUUUCACGUUAACGUGGAUGUGUUGCCAGACAGACUACAAGAGGAAGUCUUAGAAAUUAAAAAUGAUUCUGCAGCGAAGUAUGACUUUGAGAAGAUGGAUACGCCUUUAUUUUGGCACUUAUUUGUGUGCAAAAGAGCAUUUUCAGCGGCAGUGGCGAUAAAAAAUAAGCUUAGAAGCAAACUCAGUCUUGCCAAUGAUUUACGUUGUGCAGUUUCUACUAUUCAGCCAAGAAUUCAAAAUCUUGUAAAAAAUAUGGAAGCUCAUCCUUCACAUUGA